AUGAACAACAUUCCUGUGCUUAACGGCAGAAACUUCAAAAAAUGGAAAGAGCACAUUAUGACUGUGCUUGGUUGCAUGGAUCGCGAUUAUGCAUUAAGAUUUGAUCGCCCCGCGGACGUGAACGAAACUAGCACUAAUGAACAAAAGUCCGCAUAUGAGAAGUGGGAGAGAUCAAAUCGCAUGAGCUUGAUGAUGAUGCAAUACUCAAUUCUGGAAUCCUUAAGGGGCGGUAUAACAGAUAAUAAAGAUGCCAAAAGUUUUCUAAAGGAAAUUGCAGACCGAUUCGCUGAUAACGAAAAGGUUGAAACAAGUACUACAGUUAAUAAGCUUGUUUCAAUGCGAUAUAAAGGCAAAGAAACAUAA
Molecule: messenger RNA, 363 nt
Organism: Lycium barbarum (goji berry)
Lineage: Eukaryota; Viridiplantae; Streptophyta; Magnoliopsida; Solanales; Solanaceae
Exons: 1
Coding region: 1-363 (120 amino acids)
Source: RefSeq, a predicted model, not a curated record